UGUGAGAAGAUUCUAGACUUUGCUCAUCUCUUGGGCUUGGUGCUUGUGUUAUGGGAAGAGAGAUUGUAAUUUGAAGCUGUUUGUAGAGGUGGUUACACUGAGAGAAUCCAAUCAUUGCUGGUCCAGGCACACUUGGAAAGCCCUACAAGGCUUUAUAUACAGAAGGUUCAGAGACAGCAAGUAAAACCCUUCAUGACCCUCGACCAUCAAAUCUUCAGCCAAACUCUCAAGCAUCCACAACCUCCAGCACCAAGUUGUAGGCCUCUGGCACAGCAUGGACUCAUGAGCCCAGAUAGUGAUGCUGGCUGUGCAGGAAACCCACUCACCAAACUACUGACUCUUGGGAAAGACGAUGACAGCACGGAAUGGCAUUUAUCUGGAAGUAUUUUGGAUGUAUAUAGUGGUGAACAGGGGAUUUCUGCAGUUAAUAUGGGUCUUACAAGUGCUUCCUGUCCCAGUAGUUUACCAAUGAAAAAGGAAAUUGCAGACACCAACACUGGAGCUUUGGCAAAAGAGAGACAGAAGAAGGACAACCACAACCUCAUUGAAAGAAGAAGAAGGUAUAAUAUUAAUUACCGAAUCAAGGAGCUUGGCACUCUUAUUCCAAAAUCUAAUGAUCCUGAUAUGCGCUGGAACAAAGGAACCAUUCUAAAAGCAUCAGUGGAGUACAUCAAGUGGCUACAGAAAGAACAACAGAAAGCACGAGACUUAGAACACAGACAGAAGAAAUUAGAGCAGGCUAACCGGAGACUUCUACUCCGGAUUCAGGAACUAGAAAUACAGGCUCGUGCCCAUGGGCUGCCAACAAUGACUUCACUUGGCACUGUUGAUUUAGGUGCACAUGUCACCAAACAGCAAACCCACCCUGAACGAAACUCAGUGGACUAUUGCCAACAACUGACUCCAUCUCAGGGGACAAGCCCGGAGUUCUAUGAUCAAGCUAUGGCCUUUUCUGAUCCAUUGUCUCACUUCACAGAUUUAUCAUUUAGUGCUGCUUUGAAAGAGGAACAAAGAUUGGAAGACAUGUUGCUGGAUGACACAAUAUCCCCCUUUGGAACAGACCCGCUGCUCUCUGCCACUUCCCCUGUAGUUUCCAAAGCAAGCAGUAGAAGUAGUUUGAGCUCAGAGGAUGGUGACGAGUUAUAAGACACAAACAGACUGUUUGUCAAAUAGGAAGCAGCUCCAUCCUGGUGCUAUGCAAUUAUGAUCUGUAUUUCAUAUGUUGCUUUGGCUUAAUUUUCCGAAAGGACUAUAUGGUCCAUGAAAAAGGUGAUUUGAAGUGAUUAAAGAAUUCAUGGAAAGAAGAAACAUGCUGUUGAAGAAUUAUUGAAGCUCAAAGUAAUGUUUUCCCCUUUCUCAACAGAAUCCAAAUUUACUUAAAUUUCAUUUUCCUAGAAAGAGGCACAACCAAAGACAUGGCCCUGAAAUGAUGCUUUGAAAACAGUGACAUGAUAAGCUACUUGAAACUGAUGUCCAUAAAGAGACUGCAAUAUAUAAUCUCCUCUUAUUCACUUCUAUAGUCUUGUCACCUCUUACAGCACCCGUUUUUGAGAAUCAAAACCAACAAAUCUGGUGAUUAUUGUUUUCCCAUUGUCUGGUGGACAUAUGUAAGGUGGAAGUCUUGUUGGGAAAAAAUCACACAAAAUAUAUUUUCUAUCACUUGUAC
Molecule: messenger RNA, 1666 nt
Organism: Nannospalax galili (Upper Galilee mountains blind mole rat)
Lineage: Eukaryota; Metazoa; Chordata; Mammalia; Rodentia; Spalacidae
Gene: Tfec
Product: transcription factor EC
Exons: 7
Coding region: 193-1146 (317 amino acids)
Biological process (GO): regulation of transcription by RNA polymerase II
Cellular component (GO): nucleus
Molecular function (GO): DNA-binding transcription factor activity, RNA polymerase II-specific; RNA polymerase II cis-regulatory region sequence-specific DNA binding; protein dimerization activity
Source: RefSeq, a predicted model, not a curated record